Messenger RNA from Frankliniella occidentalis (western flower thrips), 4813 nucleotides. Its product is annotated as zinc finger MYND domain-containing protein 11. The coding region runs from base 277 to 2373 and encodes 698 amino acids. Gene Ontology annotation, biological process: regulation of transcription elongation by RNA polymerase II. The transcript is spliced from 16 exons. Lineage: Eukaryota; Metazoa; Arthropoda; Insecta; Thysanoptera; Thripidae. Gene Ontology annotation, molecular function: protein binding; DNA binding; transcription corepressor activity. The record is from RefSeq and is a predicted model, not a curated record.
GAUAGUGUUUUCACAUUAUCGUCGAAGCUUUUGGUUUUAUAGGGUUUCGUUUCGGUAGUAGUUUGAGCGAGGCGUAAUAGUGCCUUUGCUGGGAAAGUACCGACUUGGAAUUAUUGUGAACGAAAGCAUAGGCUGUCAAAAACUGCCCCAGCCUGUGGCUCGGACGCACCCAGGUACCGCUUCACUUCCUUUGUGAUUGUUUAUGUUUCGAUUCUGCGCAUUUGCCAUGUGCUUGGGGUGACUGAUUGUGCGGCAAGUACAGUCCGAGUUGAAAUCAUGAAUAAAAAGCUAUUUCUAGCGAUGUCGCGGCGGCGUGUUUCAAGCCCACAGACAACACAACAGCUUUGGGAUGCUAUUAGAAUUACAAGCUACCAGAGACAAAUUCCUGAUGUGAACAGAAUCUCUCGUUAUAUGAGUCGCAUCCAUGGUGUCAGUGAAGAUGAAGUUCGACGCCAGCUGAGCUACUGCGUCCGCGAUGGGCUUAUUCGGCUCGUUAAACGCCUCGGAUAUAAAGGCACCAAAAUUGGAGUGGAACAGGAGAGUUACAGACUUCCUAAGCCAAAAUCAAUGGUACGAGAUGAUCAUGAUUGGUACUGUUUUAUAUGCCACAGUGGUGGUGAUGUAAUUUGCUGUACAUCUUGUCACCGAGUAUACCACCUAGCUUGUAUUGAAAAAGAAGAAUUGCCUGAAGAAGAUGUUAAAAAUAAAUUUGUGUGCAAUGUGUGCAAGCAGAUGUGUGAAGGCGUUGAAGAGAAUUUCAAAAUUAAGAAAUCACAGCUUAAUCGGCUCUUGACGUUUACAUGUGCAAGACUAAAGGAAAAACUUCCCGUCACAAUAAUGGACAGAACAGUACCCAGCAACUCCUCAUACAUAUCUGAUAGAACAAGUUCUGUCACAUCACACCAAAGGAGAGCUAGUGGAGCUGCAAGUGAUUCUAAUAUUAAAUGGGUCACAGAUGAUGCUGAUGCUGCUUGGCGGAUUCGUAAUCUUAUUUACUGCCCAAUGGAUCUACAAACAAUGGAGAAAAAGGCCCUGAAAAACAAAUACAAGAGUCUUGCACAGUUUCGUGCUGAUGCUCAAACAAUUGUCCACAAUGUUGUUAUUUACCAUGGAGAUGGAACAAAAACAAGAUUGAAGCGAGAUGCACCAUGGGUUCACAGUCCCUUAGCUGAUAUGGCACGGCAGAUGUUUCGUGAUUGCAACUAUGACUUGCAAGAAAUACGUCAGUGUAGAGACUGUUACCGCAUGUCAAAUGAGAAACUAGACCGGCAUUGGUUUUGUCAACCAUGUCGACCACCUCACCAGCUUGUGUAUGCCAAGCAAAAGGGCUUUCCUUACUGGCCUGCAAAAGUCAUAAAAGUUGAUGAUAAAGAUGUACAUGAUGUACGUUUCUUUGGCGGCCAUCAUCAGCGUGCCUUAAUUGAAAAGGCAUUUAUCAGGCAAAUAUCUGUCAACAUUCAUUCUCUGCAAGUAAAAAAAACUUCCUCCUGGAAUAAGGCGUGUGAGGAGCUUAAACGCCAUCAAUCACUUCUGGAUGAAAUGAGACGAUCUACUAACGACUUUACAAAGUUUGAGUCAUCAGAAGAUGAAGUAGAAGAUGAGGAGGAUUCUGAAGAUGAGGAUUCAAAACUAGAGAAAGAAAACAUAGAGGAUGAAGAUGAGGAAGAUGAGGAGGAUGAAGAGGAAGCAGAAGCAGAUCAGGAACAUGACACUGAUGAUGGGGAGGAAGAGCGGAUCUCCAAGGAUUUACCAAAGACUGAAUCAGUCUCGGAGCCCCCGGCUGCUACUGAAGAAUCACUUACAAUACCCUCACCUAAAAAGCGGGGCAGAAAGCGGAAACAUAAGGAAACAGAAGAAAUAGAUACAGAAGAGGAUGCAUGUAUUACAUCUACAUCAGUAAAGCGAAAGUCAAAGAAGGAUGGAACUUCUCAAGAGGACACAGUCACGUCAUCAUGUGAGGAACCAGUGAACCGUUCCUUUGCUACUCAAACAAAUAAGAAAGCACCUAUCACCCCAACAGUUAGCAGCAAGGAGAUUGCUAAAGCUGUGAAGGAAGCUCUAGAAAAACAAAAGUGUGAAUUUGACGCGGAGAGAGCUGAGCUGGAAGAAAAGCGUGAACAAGCAGUUGCUAAUGCUGUGCGAAGUUAUGAGCAAGAUUUAGGACGUAUGCAGACUGAGCACACAGAGGUAAUUGCUGACCUGGAGGAAAAACAUCGAGCAGCAAUAUCAGAAGUCAAGAAGAAACAGUGGUGCUACAACUGUGAACAGGAAGCAAUCUACCAUUGUUGCUGGAACACUGCAUAUUGCAGCACUGAAUGCCAGCAGACCCACUGGCAGAAAGAGCACAAGAAGGUUUGUAGAAGAAAGCGUUGAUGCUCUUGCACUGUACAAGAGUACCUGAUUCUAAGGCUUCUCUUUAAAAUAUGUCAUGAGUCAUGAGCAAGUCGUGUGAAUCUUGACUUUUGCAGAGACCAAUAUUUCUGUUUAGAAAUUUUGUUUCUUGUUGACUUUUCUUAUAGUUCUUAUCCUGUCGUGUUCUUGGGUACUAUUUUUUUUCUAAUUUUUAGUAGUAACAUUCUCAUUUUGAGUGAAAGUGCUUCGUAGGUAGUAUUGUUCCUUCACCAUAUGAUUUUUGUUUCAAUUUUUCAUUUGGUUUAAUAAUAUGUAUUGUUCUUACUAUAUUGGACUCUGUAUGGCUGAGUUUAUGUUCAAUGCAGUGUCACUAUCUUAUUGGCAUUCAAACAUGGGGAUUAUUCCAAGAAGAAUUAUCAGAAUGUAGCUCUAGUUUUCUUGGUGCUUUAUUUAGUUUCAAGUGAAAAUGAGUGUAUUACUUUCAAAGUGUCUUUAAUUCCCAUGCUUUUGCUGUAAUUCUUAAAACUUAUAGUGGCUAUUAUUUGUUUGAUUGUUUUUUAUUUCAAGAAAAAGAUAGGUCCAGAUCAUGUGAAGUUUACCUUAUUUAUUUGAUUCUCAGCCACAUCCCGAAUUUUACAGGGGAGUCACAGGAAAUACUUCCAGAAGACCCCUUGAAAACGGGCACGUGUUCAUAGCCACAUCCCGAUCUUCGAGUUUUAAAAUCAGAAAAAUGGGUGGGGCUCAGAAUCAAAUAAAUGUGUGUGAUUUUUUAAUAGAUUAAAUUUUUCUCUAGUCCAAAAUUUUUAUAUUUUCAAUUAUUGUGGUCAGAUUUGUACAGUAAAUGUAUCGUUUUUUAUUUUUGAAGAUUGUUUAGGCACUCCUUCACGGCUUACCUCUUGUCAUUUGUUCCCCUUACCUACCUUACUUUAGCAUUCUUUUGAAAGUGUAAUGUUGACGACACCCUUGAGAUGUUUAUUGGUGAUGGAGUGACAGUUCAACCAGUGUCAAAUUUAUUCUUAACUGUGCCUUGUCAGUAUUUUAUUGAACUACCGAUAGUUACUUUUUCUAGUGCAACUCUGAAUGCACUGUUUAGUCUUGCUGUGUUCCACUUCCACUUCCUAUUAUUUCAUUUUGACCUUCCUGAGUAUACUCAGUUCCUCAACUCCAUCUCAACAUUAGGAAAAAAAGAUCUGAGGGUUGGCUUGGCUGUGUAACCGUAACCUGGCUAGCACUGUCUGUGUCUGUGUAUAUUUAUAUAUUCCUCUUAUAUAUCUUUUUAUGUUCCUUGUCUUUCUUUAUAAUGUCUGAGGAAUUAGAGCAGAGCUGUGCAAAUUGGAAGAGAGUGCUUGUAAAGUUAAUUUUUAAGCUGUUUUGAAACAUAUAUAUUUUAAUUAAAGAUUUACUUUGUAAUUAUGUACAUAUGUAAGUACAAGCUAUCAGUUGUGUUAAGUACACUAGGUUAAAACCACUAAUCUAGAAUGUUCAUUCUCCAGUUCAUUUAUCAUUAAAUCUCUGAAGGCCAUAUUGGUGCUGCAUGCUGCAACAUAUGGCACUGUCUUAUUCUGCUCUAACAAAUGAUCUAAAUUAGUUGGUUAAUUUAAAACUAGACCUUGCACAAGUCUGAUUUUUCAUUAAUGAUCUUGUAGUACAGUAGUUUUCUGUGGACGGGAAUUUUUCUUUUUUAAGAAUGUAUCUGUAAUUAAUGUUGAAAUAAUUUGUCAUUGCCUCAAGAUAUAUAUUUUUGUGGAUCUUGUGUAUGACCUCACAACAUGUCAGACAAUUAUCUAGAUACAAGAUACAAUUUACUCAGAUUUUGUCAGCAGGGCCUCUCUGAAUGUUGUCAAAAACUUAAUAAUUUUCCCGGUGAAUGUGAAACCUGUGAACAGUUUUAGAAGUAGGAAUAUGUACCACCGUUCUACAGUAUUUACAGGUGUGCUCUACUUUAUUUUCUAUUGAGAUUUUUCUCCAUACUUAAAAUUUAUACUGUAAAUAGGUCUGAAGAUCGCCAUAGCCUUCUUGCUUCACAUAAAUCCUAUUCAGUGCCCAAUCUAUGCACUAGUAUGACACUAUUCACUAUUUGCAUAAAUAAUCUGUUGUGAGAGAUUCUUACGAUGAUUGUUUUUCAAUAAUAUAUGUGUUUUAUUCAUUGACAUCGAACUUAAUCAGAUUUGCACUUAAAUAUUUUGUAUUUUGUUUCAUACGUAUAUUGAGUGCACAUCGCAGAAACCUUAUUCAGUAGUGAACAAUAAGUUUUGUAACAGCCAUAUUUUUCUGUAGAAGCACAACCGAAUUACAUACUUAGUUAUUUUUAAUGGCAGUAUAAUGUUAGUACUGUAACGCUUCAUGAAUAUAUUUCUGUUCUGAGUGUUAUAGUACUAUCUCCAUUCCAAAAUAUAGUAUAUUGUGGAGGCGGUGCAGAAUUUAUGUACAUCUAUUCCCAAUAAAGUUACCUUUUGGCUUA